Molecule: messenger RNA, 1638 nt
Organism: Penicillium odoratum
Lineage: Eukaryota; Fungi; Ascomycota; Eurotiomycetes; Eurotiales; Aspergillaceae
Product: scramblase family protein
Exons: 3
Coding region: 1-1638 (545 amino acids)
Biological process (GO): plasma membrane phospholipid scrambling
Cellular component (GO): plasma membrane
Molecular function (GO): phospholipid scramblase activity
Source: RefSeq, a predicted model, not a curated record
AUGUGGGGCAGCAGACUGCGUCUUGUGUCGCUGAAUGUUCCCUCACAACGCGCGCUAUCGUCCCUCAGAAGCAGGAACACCCGUGGUUCUCGCCCAAUUCUUCGGCCACGAAACCAAACCCCCAGACACACACCCAAAGCACCUGAAACGCCCGAAACACCUGAUAAUUCGGAACCAACAAAUCCUCAACCUCAAGAUGGCCCUAAUCCCCACUAUGAUCCAGCAAAAAACACUCUCCUCUCACCUGUCUAUAUGCCAGAGGACCCGAAUGGGGUGCUCAAAGAAAACCACCCGGCGACGAGCAUAUUGGCAAACUCUGGACUAGUGGUUCAACGGCAACUGGAGAUGAUGAACCUCAUGGUCGGUUUCGAACAAGCAAACAAAUACGUUAUCAUGGAUGCGCAGGGUAAUCAUAUCGGAUACAUGGCAGAGCAAGAGAAGGGAAUGACCAAUACUAUUGCGCGUCAAAUGUUUCGCACUCGCCGAAGUUUCGUGACUCAUGUUUUCGACCGACAUGAGAAUGAAGUCUUACGGUUCCAUCGGCCAUUCUCCUGGAUCAACUCUCGAAUUAAAGUCUAUGAUCCUCUCGAUGUCACCACAAGUGUCUAUACUUCCUCCACUGCCCUUCAAAAUACGACGCCGGGAUCUCUUGUCUCAGCCAGUGCGGCCUCGAACCCGCGCGUUUCAUCACUCGGCUUCGAUGAGAUGCGAAUUAUUGGCGAAGCUCAGCAAGAAUGGGCACCGCUACGCCGGAAAUACAAUCUCUUCACUUUUCACCAAUCUCCGAACCCAGCGACAGACAUGGGUACCGAGAAAUUUCCCCUCUCUAGAUCAGAUCUGUCGAAGACUCAACAAAUGCAACUGGCAUUGGGAUCUGAGCCAGGGCAGGGCGAGUUCAACCAAUUUGCAUAUGUCGAUGCGCCAUUCCUCUCCUUGGACUUCAAUCUAUUAUCCGCAGAAAAUCGGUUGGUGGGAUCUGUUAACCGCAACUUUGGAGGGUUUGCCCGAGAACUCUUUACAGAUACAGGUGUCUAUGCGUUGCGCAUGGACUCUGCCGAGCCCGGUACCGGAGGCUCGCCUUCAGUGUCACCUGCUGAGGUGACAAAGCCCACCGGAAUGACCCUUGACCAGCGCGCGGUUGUGCUAGCCACUGCUGUGACUAUCGAUUUUGAUUACUUCAGCCGUCAUAGUAACAGCAGUGGAUUCGGCUUCAUGCCCUUGUGGUUCCCUGGCAUGGGAGGAGAGGCUGCUGGCGGCGCAGCAGCUGGUGCAGCGGGUGGUGCCACGGCCGGUGAGGUCGGAGCAGCCGGAGCCAUUGGCGAAGCCGCGACAGGUGCAAUUGGUCGAGCAGGCGCUGUAGGUGGAAUGACAGAAGGCAUGGCAGCGGGCGCAACUGGCGCUGGUGCAAUGGCUGGGUAUGAAGCAAUGCAACGCGGCAUGUCAGGGGAUCAAAGCAGCCAGGUACAGCCAAAUGAGCAGCCUGGCAUUCCUACAUAUGAACAGCAGGUGCAACAACAGCCUGGUAUCUCUGAAGAUGCAUGGCCUGAAGAACAGAGAGAAGAAGAUGUCUGGAAUGAUGACCCUUGGAGCGACUCUGGAGAUGGGGGAGAUGGAGGAGAUUACUCUGACUGGUUCUAA